Clupea harengus (Atlantic herring) is the source of this 1567-nucleotide messenger RNA. It is a transcript of the gene hyi, whose product is annotated as hydroxypyruvate isomerase. Gene Ontology annotation, biological process: glyoxylate metabolic process. The record is from RefSeq and is a predicted model, not a curated record. NCBI's taxonomy places the organism in Eukaryota, Metazoa, Chordata, Actinopteri, Clupeiformes, Clupeidae. Gene Ontology annotation, molecular function: hydroxypyruvate isomerase activity.
GUGGCCUUUUUGUUUUGUUGUAGCAGGAAAGUACCAAUAUAGUUCUUGUUUCUACUCGGGACGAAUGGACUGCUACGCAUGUGACCUACGGGUUGGAUCUACGGCUGUCACAGGUUAUGACAACAGUUCGAAAAAUAUUUCCUUGACUCGACUCACAGUAACUAGCUGUACAGUUGCAUAAUCAGUAACGCUAGUUAAACAUUCACAUUAGUACAAGUGGUGCAACUCGUUUAUUGGUUGAAUCUGUCCUUACACAUAGGAGUUUGUGGUCGCCUCGAUUGCAGGCUGCCAGACAUAUUUUAGCGACUGACAAGAGCCAGAAUGCCCGCGUUAAAAUUCUGCGCAAAUAUCUCCUGGUUAUUUACGGAGUUGCCAGAAUUUACUCAGAGGUUGCAGGCAGCUGCAUCCGCUGGCUUUCGAGCAGUUGAAGCAGCAUGGUUAUAUGACUGCGACAUUGCAACGCUUGUCGAGUCGAAGAAACAAACGGGUCUUGAAGUUGUGCUUCUGAAUACUCCUCCGGGGGAUAUGAAGGGUGGUGAUCUCGGUCUCGGGGCCGUUCCGGGCAGAGAACAGGAGUUCAGGAAGGGCCUGGAGCUGGCUGUGCAGUACGCCAAAGCACUGGACUGCAGGAGGAUCCACUUGAUGGCAGGGAGGGUACCUGUGGGGGCGGACCGCACGGCUGUUGCCAUGGAGAUGGAGGCCACCUUUGUACAGAACCUGAAACAUGCUGCAGAUGUCCUCUCAAAGGAAGGAAUCCUGGGUCUGAUUGAGCCGAUCAACACCAGGAUUACAGACCCACUGUAUUUUCUGAACUCUCCUCAUCAGGCGGCUGAUAUUCUGCAGAAAGUCGGUCACUCCAGCAUUAAACUGCAGAUGGAUGUCUAUCACUGGCAAAUAAUGGAUGGAAACUUAACGCAGAACAUCCGGAAGUACUUCCCCCUCAUAGGCCACGUCCAGAUUGCCCAGGUGCCGAGUCGUAACGAGCCGGACAGCGCCGGAGAGCUGAACUUCCCCUACCUCCUCAGCCUGCUGGAGGAGCUGGGCUACCAGGGCUACAUUGGCUGUGAAUACAAACCCAAGGGCUCCACAGUGGAUGGUUUGAAAUGGGUUCAGGAGUACUGGAGCAGACACCAGUGAAGGGAAGACAGUCCAAUGGGCAUUCAGAGGAGACCCGUGGUGGAUAAAAAAAAAAAGUCUUCAUGUGCAAUGGUCUUUUGAGGAUGUAUGAAAUUACAUGAAAACUGUUCUAAGGAUGGAGGACAUAACGCAGUGGUUUUGACAAACCCCUCAGCAUGUGCAUUCAUAUGGUACAUCCUGGGCCUGGAUCAGGUGUGUCAUUACACUGACGCAGGAUUGUCAUAUCUGACAUUCUUGGUUCGAUCAUUCUUUGGCCAGAUGACCAGCAAUGCAGAGGGCUGCCCAUUCCAAUUCCAACAUGUAACAACCAUCAAGCAAGUAAAACAAAAAAACGUCGACCACUACAUAUUUUGGCUAAAUGUCUAUACAUUUCUCUUAAAAUCCGGUCUAAUCUUACAAAUGAAAAAUAAACAAUGUUUUUUUGCACAAA